Messenger RNA from Cynara cardunculus var. scolymus (artichoke), 1812 nucleotides. RefSeq names its product ethylene-responsive transcription factor ERF118-like. The transcript is spliced from 2 exons. Gene Ontology annotation, molecular function: DNA-binding transcription factor activity; DNA binding. The record is from RefSeq and is a predicted model, not a curated record. The coding region runs from base 597 to 1631 and encodes 344 amino acids. Gene Ontology annotation, biological process: regulation of DNA-templated transcription. Lineage: Eukaryota; Viridiplantae; Streptophyta; Magnoliopsida; Asterales; Asteraceae.
UUUCUGUAAAAUUUCACUACUUGUCGCCUUCUUCACAAGGAAAAUCUUGGCCAUAGAUUCCUGAUCCUCUCUCUGACUAGACGAUUAGGAGAGUUUUUCAUUUUCAUGGGGUUUUCGUUUCUUCUAUAUAUAUCAUCUAUCUCAUCUUAGUUUCACUCUUUUGCUAUUUAGGCCUGCAAAAAAGAGGGGUUUUAGGGAGGGAGAGAUAGAGACCGACACAAAGGGGAAGAAGACCUGAUUUUAUGUCGGCAACUUCAUUGGCUGUGAUUGGGGCUCCAUUGAAGCUCUCUAUUUCUUUCGCUUUGUUCAUCUCUUCCUAUCUCUGCUGUUUUGCUCAGCAGAGUUUCAGUUUUUGUUUUCCGACUGUUUCGAUGCGUUUGAGGCCUAAAAGGACUUGUUCUGGAGUCGAGUGUUUUGGUGGUUUUCACAUAAAUAGGUUAUUCGAUCUUUUCUUGUUCUUGAGAGGGCCUUUCACAUAAACCCUAGCCAGUUUUGGAUAAAUUUUGCCGUUUUUUAUUUUCUUUUUAAGACUUGUGUUUUUUGGGUAUGUUUUGAGGCUGGUAGAGCUGCCGGAGUUUUGAGAUUAACCGCCGUCGAUGAAUCACGAGAGUCCUUGCAGUAAGAAAUCGAGAAGCAGGGCGAUGUUUAUGGAUCCAAACAAACCAUUAAGGAGAAUCCGGGUCAUCUGUUACGACCCCGAUUUGACUGAUUCAUCAGACGACGAUGAACCCAACAAAAAACCCUAUGGGUCUAAGCGGAUUGUGCGAGAAAUCACGAUUCCGGUGGGACAUGGUGGCGUUCCGGUGGCUGCCGGUGGCUGGACGGAGACAGGAACGACUAAAGAAACGGAGACCGAGAGUUCAUGUCAAGAUAGCAACAACGGUGAAAAAAGUUCCGGGAAGAGGAAGAGGGUUUUGACCAGAAACUCCGGUCAACCCAGGCCUGCAUCCGCUUCGAAAUAUAGAGGUGUUCGGCAACGGAAAUGGGGAAAAUGGGCUGCGGAAAUCCGUGACCCGUUUAAGCAGAGACGGGUAUGGCUGGGGACAUACAAUACUGCUGAAGAAGCUUCUAGAGCUUACGAAAUCAAAAAACUCGAAUUUGAAGCCAUGGCUGAAGCCUCAAAGGGUGGUUCCAACAACGUCAAGAACACCACCGGAAAAACCAUUUCCUCCGCCGCCGUUUCUCAACCUCCAAAACCUGCAGUUUCCGAGGAAUCAGUUGGCGUGAUUUCCCACAACUCACCAUUAUCAGUUCUCGAGCCAGAAACGUCCUCCAUUUCCAAAAAAAUAAACGAUUCCACCGCAGCUUCUCAAACCAGCAAUGGUGAAACCAAAAUCGAAGCUCCGUCCACUGUAAUGUCUUCUGUCGUGGAAGAAGCUUUGACUCUCGCGGAAAUUGGUGAAGGGUUAGAUAUGAAAUUGGAGCUGGAUUCGAUGUUCUUGGACGAUUUUGGUCCACCAUUGGACGGAUUUGGUGAUCUUGAUGAUUUCCAGUUUUGUGGAUUUGAAGACGAGGAAGCUUGUGAAUUACCAGAUUGGGAUUUCGAGGAGUUGAACCCAGAAGAGGUGGCGUGGAUGAACACAUUGAGGGUGGAUGAGCAGCAGCAGCCUCUUAAUAUCGCAUGCCUAUGAAUUUUGCAGUAAUUAGAUGAGUGUUCUUGAAGAACGACAAUGGUUUUGUUUAAUUUUACGAGUCCUUUUUCUUUAUGUUGGAAGAGUCCUUUGGGUUUUCUUGAGCUAUUAGAGCCGUCCAAAGGGGUGUUUUGAGCCCACCUGCAAAUGUUUGAUUUGAACACAAGUUUCUUGCUUCUUA